Molecule: messenger RNA, 746 nt
Organism: Durio zibethinus
Lineage: Eukaryota; Viridiplantae; Streptophyta; Magnoliopsida; Malvales; Malvaceae
Product: large ribosomal subunit protein eL34-like
Biological process (GO): translation
Cellular component (GO): ribosome
Molecular function (GO): structural constituent of ribosome
Source: RefSeq, a predicted model, not a curated record
AGACAUAAUAAUAGAAACUUCAGAACCCUCUUUGGAGCGGACCGCCUCAAAAACCCUAGACUAAGCGAGAUUGAGAACAGAGCAGCUCCAAAUGGUUCAGCGGCUCACUUACCGCACGCGUCACAGCUACGCCACCAAAUCCAACCAACACCGCGUCGUCAAAACCCCCGGAGGGAAGCUUGUGUAUCAGACCACAAAGAAGAGAGCUAGUGGUCCCAAAUGUCCUGUUACUGGCAAGAGAAUCCAAGGAAUUCCUCAUUUGAGGCCUGCUGAGUACAAGAGGUCUAGAUUGCCAAGAAACCGUAGGACUGUGAACCGUACUUAUGGUGGAGUUUUGUCUGGAGGUGCUGUUAGGGAAAGGAUCAUUCGUGCCUUUUUGGUGGAAGAGCAAAAGAUUGUGAAGAAGGUCCUGAAAAUUCAGAAGGCAAAGGAAAAGCAAGUGUCCAAGAGCUAGAUUUCAAUAGAGUAAAUUUGGCUAUGGAUUGAUGAUAGUGAAUCUUGGAGUUGUAGGUUAAGCUGAUCAAGAUUUGGAUUUAUGUUUUAGAUUGGCUGUUAUGAAUCGGGUUCUACCUCUUUCUCUUUGUCGACAAAUCUACUUGUGUUAAAAUUUUGGUUUUGUUCAUUCACUUGUCUGCUGUUCUCCGAAAUUUCCUAUUGCAAUUGGAUAUUUAAUGUAUUUGCGGAUUAGUGGUUUUUGUUAUCAUUAUGAGACUAGUUAUAUGAUUGCCUCAAUAUGAAAUAUGCUG